CUCGCGAGUGAAGAUGCCAUCCACACAUAAGAAAGAUAAACCCUGGGAUACGGACGAUAUAGACAAAUGGAAGAUUGAAGAAUUUAAACCAGAAGAUAAUGCUGGCGGGACCUUCGCCGAAGAAUCUUCCUUUGUCAGCCUGUUCCCGAAAUACCGGGAAGUCUAUCUGAAGGAAACAUGGCCGAUACUAACGAGGGCAUUGGAGAAACAUGGAAUCGCUUGUACGCUGGACUUGGUGGAGGGUAGUAUGACGGUGAAAACUACACGAAAAACAUACGACCCAGCGGCCAUCCUCAAGGCACGAGAUCUAAUAAAACUGCUUGCUAGAAGUGUCCCAGCUCCACAGGCUCUUAAAAUCCUUGAAGACGGGACGGCAUGCGACAUCAUUAAAAUUCGAAAUCUGGUCCGCAACAAAGAGCGAUUCGUUAAACGACGCCAACGCAUCCUAGGCCCUUCCGGCUCUACCUUGAAAGCACUCGAACUCCUUACAAACACAUACCUCCUCGUCCAAGGCAACACUGUGGCAGCCAUGGGCCCAUACAAAGGCCUGAAAGAAGUCCGUCGCGUCGUCGAAGACUGCAUGAACAACAUCCAUCCAAUCUACCAUAUUAAGGAAUUAAUGAUUAAGCGCGAACUUGCCAAGGACCCCAAAUUAGCAAAUGAAAGCUGGGAUAGAUUCCUCCCACAUUUUAAGAAGCGAACCUUGAGUAAGAGAAAGAAGCCCUUUAAGGUCACCGAUAAGUCGAAGAAGGUGUACACGCCAUUCCCACCACCGCAGGAGAAGAGCAAGGUUGAUUUGCAGAUUGAAAGUGGCGAAUAUUUCUUGAGCAAGGAUGCUAAGGAGCGGGCGAGAAAGGAAGAGAUUAUGGAACGACAGAGGGAGAAGAGGGCAGAGAAAAUGAAAGAAAUUGAGAAGGAUUUUAUUCCACCGAAAGAAGACACAGGUGAAAAGAAAAAGAAGAAACGGAAGCGCCAGGAAGACGCCACUGAUAAAGCAGUGGACGGAGAGAAGAAGUCCAAAAAGCGCAAGAGUAAGGAAAAAGUCAGUACUCAAGAAGAAUAGUGAGACUUAUAUGACUGUCGGGUUUGUAUGCGGCGUAUCGGUCGAUAUCCUAAACCAAGGGGGUGUUUGCUCUUUGUGUAUUCCAUAUUCAUAACUAUUAUCGAGCAUCUAGCGGAACAAAUAUCAGAGUACAUACAUCCACAGUUACCAAGGACUCAUCCCAUGUAUGUAUGUAUGUAUGUAUGAAUAGUUGGUUCGGGAUUGCUUGCUGGCUCCCAGGCUCGGUUGGGUAAGGUGUCAGCGGUUGGGAGAGACCCGCGGCAACAAAACCGCUGAGCUUCAUGAACCCACCACGGCCCUUCAGCGGUGGGAUACCUACGCGUGUCUGUGACACCAGGUAAGAGCCGGGGAAAAGCAGUACCAGAGAGAUAUCCCAAGGCCAUAGUGACAGGGCUCGCUUCAUCCUGUUU
Messenger RNA from Coccidioides immitis RS, 1473 nucleotides. Its product is annotated as 90S preribosome/SSU processome component KRR1. The record is from RefSeq and is a predicted model, not a curated record. Lineage: Eukaryota; Fungi; Ascomycota; Eurotiomycetes; Onygenales; Onygenaceae. Bases 14 to 1063 code for a protein of 349 amino acids. Gene Ontology annotation, molecular function: RNA binding. Gene Ontology annotation, cellular component: nucleolus; small-subunit processome. The transcript is spliced from 3 exons.